GUGCUCUUCGGACCAGUCCCUUGGAACACAUCUUCGAGUAGGAGAAAGUAGCCAAUAAAAAAAGAAGAAGAAGAACCAUACCAUUCGAAACCAUUGUGGUUUUCGGUGGUUAAAUUUGGUUCAACCGAGAUUUCAUCUAAACGAGAUUCCUUCGCUCUCGUUGCUGAUCAGUUAUUGAUCCAAUAAAGUUCUUCACUUCGUCGGCUAUUGAAAAUGGUACCCCUAAUGAUAGCCGUAUUGUUAGUGAUGGUGGCACUCAUCUCAGCUCGUGAAGUCCCUGACUUUCUCAAGGUGUGCAAGCGGCAGGAUCCAGACUUGCCAAAUUGCGUAUCCGAAAGCAUAGAUCACCUUCGGCCACUUCUUGUGGACGGAGUUGCCGAAUACGGAAUACCUUCUUUGGAACCCUUGUUGCUGCAUGAAAUAGUCGUUUCCCAAACAAGUGGGCUGAGAAUUGCGGGGAAAAACAUCAAAGUACACGGCUGCAGUAACUUCGCCGUAACCCAUUUGAGCAUCGAACUCUCCACGAUAGACGUCGAGGUGACGAUUGAGUUGCCGAACUUGUGGAUCGACGGAACCUAUUCCGUGGAGGGUAAAUUGUUGCUGUUGCCUGUGGUGGGGUCGGGACCAUUGGAACUUAAUCUCACCACGUGUAAGGGUGAAGUGAAAAUGCGGGGAAACGUGUUCAAGGAUGAUAACGGCGUGGAGCAUCUGAGCUGCGCCGAAAUGGACUUGAAGAUUUCUGUCGGCACUGGCGUCGUGCGUCUUGAUAAUCUUCUGGGAAAGGAGGAUGCGAUCGGUGUCCUCGUAAAUUCCGCUAUCAAUAAACACUUCGACCUUUUCUUGAAAGAAAUCCAGCCCUUGCUGGAAGAAGCUUUGUCGCAAGCUUUCAAGGAUAUCGCUAAUAAAAUCGUCGAGCCCUUCGAUUACUCACAGCUUUUGCUGAAUGAUUAGAUCCGCGAGAAAAGUUGAUAACACACGAAAUUACGAAACGUGCUAAACUGAACUCAUUGCUAUAGAUAACAAACAACUUAUUUGUACAAAUCGAAGUCGUAUGCUCGAAUAGGUGUGAAAGUAUACUCAUGUGACCACAUACGUUUGUAUUAAUUGAAACUUGUACGAUUACAAGUAUAAUAAAUGUUUCAGGUCAACAAGCAUAUCAUGUAAACAAUAAAUCAUGUAGAACUCGUUUAUCACAGAAAAGCUUAUGUAGUCGUAUAAUA
This is a messenger RNA of Diprion similis, 1220 nucleotides long. RefSeq names its product circadian clock-controlled protein daywake-like. Bases 214 to 951 code for a protein of 245 amino acids. The record is from RefSeq and is a predicted model, not a curated record. NCBI's taxonomy places the organism in Eukaryota, Metazoa, Arthropoda, Insecta, Hymenoptera, Diprionidae. The transcript has 4 exons.